AUGGCUGUGGGGACAAGAUUAGCGCUUGUGGCAUUCUUGCUAUUACAGAACACAAAUGGGCAGAGUUUCUCUAGGUUUGAGCCUAGUAACUCGACUAUCUCCUUUGGGAGCACUAGUUCGAUUCUACAAGCACUCAGUUCAAAGUCACCGUAUUCAAGUGCAACUUACAUCGCUCAAUCGGCCUUAUUAGUACCAUCGCAGACGACUGAGAUUUAUCAAGGAACUACAAAUACUCAAGUUUUGUCAUCAAUAAUAAGUUCAGAUAUGUUGAAAUCAUCGCCCAUCUCUAUUUCCCCCGCAGUGGCUGCUUCUAAGUUGUCUUCUUUAACACUUGUUUCUUCAAGUAUAAUGGCAGUGCCAAAUACAGGUCUUUCAGCAGGUUCUUCGGAGGUGGUUACCACUGAAAGUACAAAUCAUGUCAUUGCAGUACCCACUUCUUCAAUAAAAUCUUUCAUAAUCGAGGAACAGUCCUCAUAUUUGCUAAAGUCAAGAGAAUCCUCGACUAGCGAAGACAUCUCUUCAUCAUCAAAACCCAGCAAAACUACUUCAUCAUUGGUCACAGCAAGUGAAUCAAGUUCCACUACUUCAAAUACAGCGAGUGUUUCAUCCUCAGUUGCAUCAAGCAUCUCCACAUAUACAAUAUCCUCGAGCACUAAUUUACCAGUCACAACGUCAAUGAGCUCGCAAAGUAAUGCGAUGAUUAUAGCUGAAUCUGACAUUGACUCAACCAUAACCAAAAUAGUAAGUGGAAGGACGAUACUAUCAAAUGCAUAUACUGUAGUGACGUUAACUGUUGCAAAUACUCCUACUGCCGUCACAGCAAACGCAAAGAGUCAAUCGCAUACCACUGUCUCAGGAAGAAACAAGAAGAUUAUUUUGGGAUGUGUAUUGGGUCUGGGAAUUCCAAUAAUUAUAUUGCUGGUGCUACUUAUUUCGUACGUUUUAUACACGAAGAGGAAAAAUAGUAAGAGGUUAUUCAAUUCCGAUGGAAAGCUUGUCCACUUGAAUGAUUUGGAAUCAUCCAAUAGGUAUUCAAAUGGGACAUAUUACGAUGAAGCUAGUACAGUGCAUGAAUAUGUGGAGGUGGAGAAGAAAAGGACUUUUAGUAUUACUAAUGUUUAA
Kazachstania africana CBS 2517 is the source of this 1122-nucleotide messenger RNA. It is a transcript of the gene MTL1, whose product is annotated as Mtl1p. NCBI's taxonomy places the organism in Eukaryota, Fungi, Ascomycota, Saccharomycetes, Saccharomycetales, Saccharomycetaceae. The transcript has a single exon. The record is from RefSeq and is a predicted model, not a curated record. The coding region runs from base 1 to 1122 and encodes 373 amino acids.